Stegastes partitus (bicolor damselfish) is the source of this 3019-nucleotide messenger RNA. RefSeq names its product glycine N-methyltransferase (gene gnmt). Gene Ontology annotation, biological process: one-carbon metabolic process; S-adenosylmethionine metabolic process; regulation of gluconeogenesis. Gene Ontology annotation, molecular function: glycine N-methyltransferase activity; glycine binding; identical protein binding. NCBI's taxonomy places the organism in Eukaryota, Metazoa, Chordata, Actinopteri, Pomacentridae. Gene Ontology annotation, cellular component: cytosol. Bases 119 to 1006 code for a protein of 295 amino acids. The transcript is spliced from 6 exons. The record is from RefSeq and is a predicted model, not a curated record.
AGCCUGUCAGAGAAGUAGCUCGAUUUCACAAACAGUUCAAGCAGUCCGGUGACUCAACCACGUUGUUCGCUCACUGUGUAAGCUAACGGAGGACACUCAGGCAGGUACGAGCAGCAGCAUGUCGGUCGACAGCGUGUUUAGGACCCGGUCUCUCGGUGUGGCCGCCGAGGGGCUUCCUGACCAGUACGCCGACGGCAAAGCAGCCAAAGUGUGGGAGCUGUACAUCGGAGACACGCAGAGCAGGACGCAGGAGUACAAGAGCUGGGUGGUGUCUCUGCUGAAGGAGCACGGGGUGCGGAGAGUGCUGGACGUAGCCUGCGGAACAGGAGUCGACUCUAUAAUGUUGGUGGAGGAGGGGUUCAAUAUGGUGAGCGUGGACGCCAGCGACAAAAUGCUCAAGUAUGCACUGAAGGCAAGAUGGGACAGAAGAAAAGAGCCAGCGUUCGACCAGUGGGUGAUUGAAGAGGCCAACUGGCUGACGUUAGCAGAAGACAUUAAGAAACCAGGACCUGGCUUUGAUGCUGUCAUCUGCCUCGGCAACUCAUUCGCCCAUUUACCAGACUUUAAAGGGGACCAGAGUGACCAGAAGUUGGCCCUCCAGAACAUUGCCAGUAUGGUCCGACGAGGUGGGAUCCUCAUCAUUGACCACCGUAACUACGACUACAUCCUGGAGACCGGCAAGGCGCCGCAGGGCAAAAACAUCUAUUACAAGAGCGACCUAACUCAGGACAUCUCCACCUCGGUGCUGUGGGUCAACAGUAAGCCUCAUAUGAUCACUCUGGACUACACCAUCCACGUGCCGCAGGCCGCCUUGCAGAAUCUUCCUGAAGUCAGUAAAUUCCGUCUGUCCUACUACCCUCACCGCCUGGAGAGCUUCAAAGGGUUGCUGAACGAGGCCUUCCACGGCAAAUUGGAGCACAGCGUCUACGGAGAUUUCCAGACGUACGUACCGGGCCAGAGCCAGGCCCCCUGCUACUUCAUCCACGUCUGUAAGAAGACAGCCUAAGGGAACCGCACAGAUCUACCUUGAUGCACACCCUCAAGAGAAUCGCUCUGUUUAAGUCCCUAAAUGCUCUUACAGUCCUCCAGGUUUGGGCAAAAUUCUAUUUGAAUAUGUUUUUAAAAUGUUUUAUCUUAAAUUGCCUCCAAAAUAUAAAGCAGCAGUUUGAUUUGUGGUCUUUAAUAGACACUAAAAUCAUCCCUCAGUGGCCCCUGAUAAUAUAUGACUAUACCCAAAGAGAGAAGCAGUUAAAAUAAGAUUUUCAUUUGUAGAGUUAUACAUUCUGAAAUGCUUUCAAUGAAAAAGAUGAAAAACAAGCCUCAGUGGCUGAACUGUUGGAUGAUAUUGAUCUCUUUGUUCUUAAAGCAUACGUUUGUUCUUUGAAUAGGUCAAACCUACCAGCAUGUACCAAGUGAUCAUUGGGGUUUUUUUUAAAGAUAUAUUCAAAACGUAUCGGACCACUGUUUUGCCCACAUCUGGUCAUUUCCCUCAAAGUGCUGUGCGCUGCGUUUCCCACCGUUCCUCCUCGCUUUCAGAACUUUUGAACACAUUUCAAAAAAUGGUGCUGCACAUGAGUGAUGUUCCUCGUGAUGGAAGACCUGCUAUCUGUCAUGUACAAAGGUAUAUUCUUGAUAAUUUUGUUUUGUAAGUUUACCACAUGCGUCUUAAAAACACAGAUGAAGCUCCUGUGGCCUUGUAGCCGUUAUGUUUUAUGUGUUUUCAAGCUGAAAGUAGAGCUGAUCUCAUUCUGGCCUUUCUUUAAUUGUUGAAGUCAAACUUUGACGGGCGCAGCAGUUUGCAUAUUUCACUUCAUCAGCCUCACUUUUAUGAGGCCUGCCCCCUCUCCCCCUCCCGCACUUCAAUUUGUUUAAUGAAAAUCUUGCACAGGCUGUGAUUUAAAUAAAACCCAGAGAACAGCUAGCGUAGACUGUGAAUCACCCCGACUCCUUCAGAGGCCUGAUUAACCUGCUGGACUGAACAAGAAGCACUUACCUGCUCGUCACAUCAAGAGUCCUUCACCUUGAAGUGUCCUUGACCAGCUCACUCAACCCCUAUCAGCUCCAGAGCUAAGUGACCUCUGACCUCACUGCAGCUCGGGAACAAACAAAGAGAUUUUCCAGUAAGGACUCGUCAGAGCUUCUCAUAACUGAACUAACUUUGCCUUUACUGUCAUAAUUGAAGCUUUGUUUCACUGAGUGCUGUUUUCUCUUAUUUUGCGGUACAAAUACGUUUACUUUUGUCUGAGCCAACAGACAGCCUUUAAAUUUAGUUGUGAUUACUACUAAUGAACCUACAUCAGGCCAGAAAUGAGCCAACAUAGAGUGUGUGAAAAUAGAAACUCACCAUUUUAGAAAAGAAAUCAAAAAGCCAGAGACUCUACACGAGGUUUAGCAAACCAAAAAGUUGCGAGUGGUGUUGAGUAAACACUUAAUACCCAGCUCUUCUUAAGAAAUGUGUUAUCAACCAAAGAUGUUUUAAAAGUGUUUUUCUUGGAUGAGAAUUUUGAAAAGAAGGAGAACCUUGAGUGUUUUACAUUUGUGCUGCACGGUGCACACUGUGCACUGUCUCAAAUAAUUGAGUUUACCCAAAUAAUGAGAGGAACACGACGGAAGAAUAAUUUACUUUGCUGUAUUAUCCGCGUCCAAAUACAUCUUGCUUUGAUGCCAAAUUAAAAAUGUAGUUUUCACUUGAAUGAGAAAGGAGCUCUACCGCAGAGUACUCAAAUAUUAUCACUGUCUCUGCUGUUUGCCUAAACAGGACGGCGUGGCGCAUUCAAAUGUUGUGCCAGUGCAGCUUGUAGAACAAAACGUACGGUACGAGAUGGCUUGUGAUUAAUUUGAGAUCAGUAGGUUCGGAGUGGUAAGAAUGACUGAAUGUUGGAGUGCGUUUGGAAAUGAUUUCAGAACAAUCAUAUUAUGUUGCCAGUUCUUUUAAGAAAAAGUGUGAAACAUUUUAUAAAGUUUACUGCAGAUAUGAUUAUUGAAAUUCUUUUGCAUGAAAUAAAGAUAUUUGAAAUAA